Haliotis rubra (blacklip abalone) is the source of this 2836-nucleotide messenger RNA. Its product is annotated as protein FAM234A-like. NCBI's taxonomy places the organism in Eukaryota, Metazoa, Mollusca, Gastropoda, Lepetellida, Haliotidae. The record is from RefSeq and is a predicted model, not a curated record. Bases 286 to 2592 code for a protein of 768 amino acids. Gene Ontology annotation, molecular function: protein binding. The transcript has 13 exons.
CCAGCGGUAUAAUUACUACAAUCGUCAAUGCAACGGCGGUUAGUGUUAAAAUAAACACCACUCUGUCUGCCAUUGUAUCGCUGAACCACAUAUAUCCUUCAAGUCUGAAGAUGUUUAAAUCGCACAUGGAAUACAUGGUCACUGUGUCCAUGGACCACUGACCAGAACGUCGGUCAACCAGCUGCUGUGGGACACACUCACCUGUUGGGGUCACCUGGAGAUAGUCCCUACCUGGAGAUAGCCCCUAGGAGCUAGAAUUGGGGAGAAAAUAAGGAUAUACUCAAAAUGGCUGACCACUACCGGAAGCUCCUGGACCGCAGUGAUGACGAGUUAGAGCUGGACACGGCUGAUCGCACCUUGGACCCUCCAUACCACCCACCAGCGGUGGAGAUGCACGACUUGAAGAACAAGAACCGCAGGGCUCGUCUCCAUCUGGACAUCGACCCACGGUACCGGUCCAGGCAAUGCUGCUCCCCUGCUAUAUGUGCCGUGGCGGUGGCGUCACUCCUCCUGGGGGUUGGGGGUGGGUACCUCGCCGGCAUCUUCACGCGGGUGUCUCUACAGGCUGUGAUGAAGCCACGCAUAGAAGCAUUAGGAACAUGGCGGACCAAGUUCACAGACUAUGGCACGGAGUCAUGCAUCCGUCUGGCAGAUGCAGAUGGUGACGGGUAUGAUGACGUCAUCAUUGGCCUCGCAUUCGGAAAGGACGUCAGCUUCAUGUUGACCGAAGACACGAUGGACCAGUUCUGCAAGGACCAAGGUAUGGAGACACCGUGUGCCGGUGCUGUGGUCGCUCUGCGGGGCUACGACGGGAAGCUGUUGUGGCAAGCCAAGACCUAUGCUGAAAUCUUUGAGCUCAACUGUCACUCCAUCGACGUCAACAGGGACGGGGUUAACGACUGCAUAGCCACGGGACGACUUGGCGACAUCAGAGCCAUCAAUAUCAGAAAUGGUGAGAUUAUGUGGGCCAGUGACGGUAACAACUUCAACCGCGGAUGGAACAUCUACCACUCGGUCGCUCUGCCUGACUUUGAUUUCGAUGGUGUACCGGAAAUUGCCAUUGCGCAUGGCGGAGAUCCAACUGUAGCGGCUGAGGUCCAUACGAGGCACGCUGGUUGGCUGAUGAUGUUGUCGGGGGCAACAGGACAACCAAUCGGACGUCCGCUAGAAAUGCCCGAGAACAAGGAGACCUACUGUGCACCUGUUCUUCACACGUUACGAGACGGAUCCCAGUACAUCUUGUACGGGAGCGGAGGCGAAACCGUGGGAGGUUUGUUUCUGGCUAUAUCGGUCCCUGACUUCUACCGGUAUGUGCAGAAAUACCCACGUGAACAGCUCGUGCCCAACGUCAUAGGAGAGUACUCACAAUGGGGAGCGAGGAAUGCAGGGGAUGACGGUGUAAUUGAAAUAUUCAGGUCGCCUGACAAAGGCGUGAUGGUCCCUCCAGUGCUGAUAGACAUGACAGGCGACGGGGUCAAGGACAUUCUCAUGUCGGCCUUUGACGGCACCGUGAUUUUGUUUGACGGCGAGACGUUAGAAAAUCUGUGGAAGAUAAAAUUUAAUGGACGAGAGUCUUACAGUACACCCGCACCGGGACAUUUUAAUGACGAUGACGUCAUGGAUUUUAUGGUUCACUGGAGCAAGGGGGCGUGGCCGUACUACAACACAACCGAUAUAGUCGUGCUUGAUGGCCGUGAUGGUUCCGUGCUGUGGAAUAUGACCACCAACAAGUAUGACGUCAGCUCAGAUUUGGUGGCUCGUACAUCGACCAGAAACAGAGACGUGUUUUUGUUCCGCACCCAGGGGCGAAGAGGAGUUGAUCCCCGGGGGACUGGCGCCAUACACGGGGCUACAGGGAUACAGAGAGUGAUAAACAGAAGAUCCCUAAAUGGCGACUCUGAGCUCUAUGAACAGGAAGUGCGUUCAGAUUCCACCCUGGACGGAGCUCUACUUCCGGAACAUCACUUCCGGGACAUGCGCUCAGUGGAUGAGGACUACAUUGAGUGUGAAUCGGACCAAACAGUUUACAUCGCUGAAUCAUUUGCCAUGGACAGAACAACAAUGAAACGCCCUCUUAAACUCUGGGAGUUUAGUUCUCAAAGAUAUUAUUAUAAACUAACAGAUCUGGACAAACAACUGGUAGAUGAGGUCAUCAAGAAAUAUGGGGAAAACUUCACAGCCACUGAGAACGAGGUCCCCUGGUCUCGUGGAAAACGAGAGGCCAAUGAUACAUCAAAUACUCCACAUUGUAUUCUAAUCCAACCUGACGAGAGAACGACAGGAGCGGUCGGUGACGUGGACGGCGACGGUAAACUCGAUCUCAUCAUAAACGUCGUGUCUGUUGGAGUUCUUCGCGACGACUACGCCAGAUUUGUGAAGAUGAAAUUUAACGUGGAUAUCUUCAAGGUCACCCUGAAUGACCUUAUAGACCAGGAAUUGUAUACCCCGAUUAAUGCCACAAUGCAUGACAAAAUGAAGAUGCUGAACAAUGAAAAUUCAAUAACGUCAUUGACGUUCUUGCAGAAGGAGCGUCAAACAUGGGGAGGGUAUCUUGGAACGCUUGGGGACAGUAUUUUCAGAGAUGGUGACUGAGAAUCUGCGGAUGCACAUACCAAAUAGUGACACCAUUCUUACUUCCAGUAAUGUUGAGAAAAACAAAUGCUUCCCUGUUACAAACCUGACAAGAAAUGACGUGCGCGUUGUUUUCACCCGCAGAGUGAGUGAGUAUGAUUUUGCGCCGCUUUAAGCAAUAUUGCAGCAAUAUCACGGCAGGGGACACCAGACAUGGUCUUCACAUAUUGUACCCAUGUGGGGAUUCGAACCCGGGUCUUCGGCG